AUGGAUCAGGUCAAAGAUCAGUUGGAGGCAGUGAAGACCGGUAGGGGCCGUUCUUUGCGUUUGGCCCAGGAGCGAGUGGGACAGUGGAAGGAAGCCCAACGGCAGAAGAAGCUCCAAUUAACAAAAAAAUCUCAUCAGAUACGUCUGGAUCUGCCAAUACUACUGGAGACAGGGGGCAACAAUGAACUGAAGACUCGAGAUGAACUGAUCCAGGAACUGCAGAAGGAAGUGACUGAGGUCAGAGAUCAGUUGGAGGCAGUUGACACCAGUCGGAGGCGUUCUUUGAGUUUUGCGCGGGAGCGAGUGGAGCAGUGGAAGAAAGCCCAACGACAGAAGCAGCUCCAGUUAGCAGAGAAAGCUUGUCAGAUAACUCCGGAUCAGUCAAUGCUAUUAGAGACAGAGGGCGACAAUGAACUGAAAGCUAGAGAUGAACGGAUCCGGGCACUGCAGAAGACCAUGGAUCAGGUCAAAGAUCAGUUGGAGGCAGUGGAAACAAGUAGGAAACGUUCUUUGCAUUUGGCCCAGGAGCGAUUGGAGCAGUGGAAGAAAGCCCAACAACAGAAGCAGCUCCAGUUAGCAGAGAAAGCUUGUCAUAUACCUCUGGAUCAGCCAAUACUAUUAGAGACAGAGGGCGAGAUACAACUGACAGCUGGAGAUGAACGGAUCCGGGCACUGCAGAAGGAAAUAACUGAGGUUAAUGAUCAGUUACAGGCAGUGGAGACCAGUCGGAGGCGUUCUUUAGGUUUGGCUCGGAAACGAGUGGCACAAUGGAAGAAAGCCCAAAAACAGAAGCAGUUCCAGUUAGCAGAGAAAGCUUCUCAGAUUCCUCUGGAUCAGCCAAUACUAUUAGAGACAGAGGACGAGAUACAACUGAAAGCUGGAGAUGAACAUAUCCAGGCACUGCAGAAGGCCAUGGAUCAGGUCAAAGAUCAGUUGGAGGCUGUUGAGACCGGUUGGAGGCGUUCUUUGGGUUUGGCCCGGGGGCGAUUGGAGCAAUGGAAGAAAGCCCAACGACAGAAAUCUUGUCAGAUACCUCUGGAUCAGCCAAUACUAUUACAGACAGAGGGCGAGAUGCAACUACAUGCUAGAGAUGAACGGAUCCGGGCACUGCAGAAGGAAGUAGCUGAAGCCAAAGAUCAGUUACAGGCAGUGGAGACCAGUCGGAGGCGUUCUUUAGGUUUGGCUCGGAAACGAGUGGCACAAUGGAAGAAAGCCCAAAAACAGAAGCAGUUCCAGUUAGCAGAGAAAGCUUCUCAGAUUCCUCUGGAUCAGCCAAUACUAUUAGAGACAGAGGACGAGAUACAACUGAAAGCUGGAGAUGAACAUAUCCAGGCACUGCAGAAGGCCAUGGAUCAGGUCAAAGAUCAGUUGGAGGCUGUUGAGACCGGUUGGAGGCGUUCUUUGGGUUUGGCCCGGGGGCGAUUGGAGCAAUGGAAGAAAGCCCAACGACAGAAAUCUUGUCAGAUACCUCUGGAUCAGCCAAUACUAUUACAGACAGAGGGCGAGAUGCAACUACAUGCUAGAGAUGAACGGAUCCGGGCACUGCAGAAGGAAGUAGCUGAAGCCAAAGAUCAGUUACAGGCAGUGGAGACAAGUCGGAGGCGUUCUUUGGGUUUGGCCCGGGAGCGAUUGGAGCAAUGGAAGAAAGCCCAACAACAGAAGGAAAGAUUGGGCCACCGGUACUACUGGACCUAUCAGUACAUUUAG
This is a messenger RNA of Knipowitschia caucasica, 1707 nucleotides long. Lineage: Eukaryota; Metazoa; Chordata; Actinopteri; Gobiiformes; Gobiidae. The record is from the annotation of a GenBank genome assembly.